Messenger RNA from Labrus mixtus (cuckoo wrasse), 4761 nucleotides. RefSeq names its product abhydrolase domain containing 17A, depalmitoylase b (gene abhd17ab). Bases 777 to 1742 code for a protein of 321 amino acids. Gene Ontology annotation, biological process: protein depalmitoylation. The record is from RefSeq and is a predicted model, not a curated record. The transcript has 5 exons. Lineage: Eukaryota; Metazoa; Chordata; Actinopteri; Labriformes; Labridae. Gene Ontology annotation, cellular component: endosome membrane; plasma membrane. Gene Ontology annotation, molecular function: palmitoyl-(protein) hydrolase activity.
GCUUCCGGAUGCGGUGAAAAAGCAGAGAAGUAGGAAAACACCGUACGUCCAUGGAUUAAUUAAACAUUUCAGGACGCCGUCUAGAAAGUCAGAGGGGACGCUGCAUGCCUGCAGAAUGGAUUAAUGGAGACAAAUACCCACUUUGAGCUCUGAGCCUUGACUGUGUGUCUCUCCAGGUUUCAGAGAAAGGCACCAGCAGUUCUUUUAAACCGAGUAGUCGUGUUUAUGUCUUCUUGCUAGCUUAAGCCAGCGUAGCAUUAGCUGGUACACGCAGACAGAUAGCUCCUCUGCCUUUGUACAAAGUGGUCUCAUCGGUGCCGUUUUUAUUGAUAUAGUAGUCAUACUGACAGGAGGGAGUCGCUAUUUUGCAUGCGUGGGUGUAAUUGGAAAUCUUGUCGAGUUUGUUUUGGUCACUUUGAGGUCGCGACUACAUUGAAACGCUUGUUCUUGACUGUCAUCAGAAGUAAACUGAAUAAACUCGUCUUUGUUUUUCUGACAUAUCCAGACACAUUGUUGCGUACAGUCGCGACACAUCCACAGUCAUUCGUCGGCUGUUCAACAAGUGGACAAAAUGGAUGUGAUCUGGACUAAAAUCAGCGCACUGACAACACAGCAUAUACUUUGUAAAUAACACUUCCCCGUUAGUCUUCAGGGUGUUUUUCCUCCUUUUGCUGACAAAGCACUUUACAGACAGGAUCCUGUGUUUGAAGUGGAACAAAAAUCCUUUGUUUCGACACAACUUCUCUCUAGAUAAAAUCUUAGCUCAACAGUGAAGGAUGAAUGGCCUCUCUCUCAGCGAGCUCUGCUGCCUGUUCUGCUGCCCACCCUGCCCAAGUCGCAUCGCAGCCAAGCUCGCCUUCCUGCCCCCUGAACCCACGUACGCCUUUCUACCAGACCCAGACGCAGGCUCUGCUGCACCAGGGGCACUUGGGACAUCCAGCCUGCGAGCGCGGAGUGGCGCAUCGGUUUCAGGAAGCGGAGCUGCGAGCGCUGUGGAGGGAAGAUGGAAGCUACACCUUACAGAGCGCGCAGAGUUUCAGUACACGCAGAGAGAGCUGGAUACGACAGAGGUGUUUCUCACUCGAUCCAGUCGGGGGAACAGAGUUGGCUGCAUGUACAUUCGCUGUGUUCCCAAUGCAAGAUUUACAGUGCUCUUCUCCCACGGUAACGCUGUGGACCUGGGCCAGAUGAGCAGUUUCUAUAUUGGCCUUGGCACUCGCAUCAACUGCAACAUCUUUUCCUAUGACUACUCAGGCUACGGUGUCAGCACCGGCAAGCCCACUGAGAAGAACCUCUACGCAGACAUAGAUGCUGCGUGGCAUGCCCUGCGUACACGGUAUGGGAUCAGCCCAGAGAAUAUCAUCCUGUAUGGACAGAGCAUCGGCACAGUGCCCACUGUAGACCUGGCGUCCCGGUAUGAGUGUGCAGCUGUGGUGCUUCACUCACCUCUGACAUCUGGCAUGAGAGUGGCCUUUCCCGACACAAAGAAAACAUAUUGCUUUGACGCUUUUCCAAACAUUGAGAAAGUUUCCAAAAUCUCAUCCCCGGUGCUCAUCAUCCAUGGGACGGAGGAUGAGGUGAUAGACUUCUCCCACGGCCUGGCGCUGUUCGAGCGCUGCCCCAAGGCCGUGGAGCCUCUGUGGGUGGAGGGAGCGGGACACAACGACAUUGAAUUAUACAGCCAGUACCUGGAGCGUCUGCGCCGCUUUAUAGGACAGGAGUUGGCGGCACAGCACGCCUGAACACUACCAACAAGAUCGUCAUCAACAAACAUUCUCUUGGCCCAUUUCAAGCUUCAUCAAAAAUGAAGAGUGUUCCUCAGCUCACUAUGUGUUAAUACUCAUAGGUCUUCAUUUGUUGUGGUGGACCAUGGAUUGAUGGGAGGAAGUGUGUUCAUAGACAUCCUAAACGUGUGAGUGUGAAUUACUUUGUCACAUUUAGACUCUUGUUUUUUUUUUUAGUAGUCACUUUAACAAAACAGCUGCCAUGUGUUGUGUGAUACAUAGCAGCAUAUAAACUCCUUCUCUGUGCAAUAAUCCGGACCAGAGACACAAGAACAGCUAACUGAUGGGUAAUCUCUUGGUCGAUUAUGUUGAGGUCCUCAUGGUCCAGCCUACACAAAGAGCUUGUAAACGUACAUGUCUGAUUUUAACCCAAGUGGAACGGGUGACUAUGUGCGUCUGACAUGUGUUGGUAAAUAUUUUGGUUUCUAAUCAAAAACAGCCGAGGGAUUUUCAAUAAGCUCUCUACUUUUGUCUUCUAUGAGAAAUUCCUGUAAAAGUCAUCAAAUUUAAAUCAUGCAUCAGUUCCUGCUCAGAGGUGGCUUUAAUUGUUUUAUCAUUUUGAAUUUAUUAGAAUAUAUGCAUUGGACUGCAUUGUACUAAACAGUGUUUCUCAUAUCCUGUCCCUUAUUGAUAUUUACUUACCAACAUGCAUCGAUAUUAAUUUGAAUUUUGUGUGUUUCAGUUUGUGUUUAGUUGACUCCACAUUUUGCUCAGGUAACCCUCUCUCUACUCUACAUUAGUGUCCCACAUUUGUUUGUGUCUCUUUAUGUUUUAUAUCUAGUCAGUUUAAUCUCCUCUGAUCCUUCGAGCAAAGAUGUCAUAUUUUUUAGCCUGUGUGAGGUGUUGUUUCUUUUCUUUUCAUUUUAUCCAAGUAAAAAAAAAUCACGAUCCAAAAAAUGGAGGUACAGAGAAAAUUAGAUUAUGUUCUGUAUGCAGUCUUCAUUGCAUCACGUAUGGCUUUGUUAAAGAAGGACAGAAGUUCAGGAGCAGCAAAAAGAACAAAAACUCUGCUAACUAAAGUAACUGACUUUUAGUCCUCGGCUUAGUUUGAGUCUUCAUCUAGUUUCUGUCUCACACUCACACCAGUAGGUCACAGCUGUUUCCCUCAGUGUCUGGAACAGAGAGGCAACACUAUUAUUUAAAGGGCCUUUUUCUGUUUUUUUCUUAUUGCAUACAGAUUGUGUUUAUUCCUUGAAUACUCUCCGACAGCCGUCUUGCUGGUUGGCUCUCAAUCUUGAGGGCCAUUUUUAUCAACUUGAGUGAAUAAAAACUUCUCAUUUUAAUCAUGUAUUUUAUGAUUGUUGACAAAAAAAACAAACCGAUUUUAGAAAAUUAGAUAAUUUUCUAGCUCCACAUUCUGACUGUAUACAGAUCAUUUCCACCUUUAUGGAUAAGCACAGGAGCAAACUUUAUAUCACAAUGUAAUGAAACACUAUUGUUCAAUGUUUGAAAGCAGAAAGAGAAACAGAGUGGGGCCUGACAUUUAAGCAUUAUACAUCCAGACGACGUUUUGCACAACAGUAGUUGACGAUGCUCUUCCACAACCACUCACUCGCUACACGAGAGGUGAACAGCGAAGAGACUAGAUGGAAGUGAAAACACAUCUCUGUAGGACUCUUCCUUCCUCACUGGUUCACAGUCUUUACAAGAACUGCAGAUAACAUCGGUCUGUGUGUUCCACUCAAUAGUUGAAUGUUUAAUGUAUUUUUGGCAUAACGUUAUGGUAACUAUUCAUCUUACUACACAGAAUCCAGUCAGAGUGGUACUGCACUACCUGUUCCAGCUGCUGGUGCAACAUUUAGGAGAGGUCCCAUACUGUCUUUCAUGUACUUAAUCUGUCCAGUAUAUAUAAAAGGAUCAACCAUUACAGUCAUUUACCCCAUUUUGUACAACUUUUUUUUUUCCAGUGAAACAAAAGUAAUCAGUGUAUGAUAAAAAUGCGACAGGAUCAUACCAGCUAGCUGUCCUGCUUCAGUGUUUCUGGGUGGACUCAAAAGAUAAACUUAAGAUCAUAAGAUUUACUUUAGAUCCACGACUCCUCAUGUGAGAAAAUCUUUUAUUUCUCUCACUAAUGGUCUUUUUUAAUAAUCAGGCAGGAUGUACAAGCUAGAGCUGUAGUGGGAGAACAUGCACAUUUUACUAAGUCACUGCAUUUGCCUCCCUAACCCAAACUAGUAAAAACAUGGCCACACAUAUUGAGGAUUUAUUGUUUUAUUGAACAGAGUGAAUUUAGAUUUAUCCAUCGACAUCAUCAAGCAUAGCACCUUUACAUCUUUAAGAUGAAAUCUGACUUUCGACUGCUUCUUUAGAGAGGUCGGAAAUGUCAGGUUUUUCUUGAGUAUGUCUCAACCAAAGUGUAACUUUUUAUUUGGCGCUUCACUCUGUGUACCUGCUGUUAAUGUUCAUCUUUAUAACCAAAGAACACAGUGAUCAUAUUGAAGCUCUUUUGUUACCUUUUAAUUUAUCUCAGUGGUUUGUCUGAUUGUUUUUUCCCUUGUACAUUGUAUUUGCAUAAAGCUGAAUUGUAUUUUCUUUCAGAUUUCUUCUUAAUAAUGUUGCAUCAUAUCAUGUUUGCUUUGAAAUGUUCAGCAGCACAGUUUGAAUAGCAUAAAUAACCAGGGUGUGUUUUCGGUUUUUCUAUUUCAAGCUGUAAAGAUUGAUCAUUUUCAGAGGAGAACAACUAAGCAAUACAGCCGAGAGUUGGUUUGAAGAGAAAAUGGUCUGUGUGGGAAGAUGAGAGAACAAUGACAGAGGAGCUUCAUACACCACAAAUGAAAAGCUUUUCAUGUUUGUCUUUGAUUCUUCUUUUAGGAACUUCUCGCUCUAACACACAUGUGGGUCUCACUUUGUCAUUGCACAUUGUUAUUCACUUUUUAUUAUUCUGACUCAUUUCUAGUUUUCAAAGAUUGUCUUUUUUUCCAAGAAUGAAAGAGAAUAAGGAGUUAAUAAAACAUAAUCAGAAAGCAGUGAUUAAAAC